Molecule: messenger RNA, 2229 nt
Organism: Gracilinanus agilis (Agile Gracile Mouse Opossum)
Lineage: Eukaryota; Metazoa; Chordata; Mammalia; Didelphimorphia; Didelphidae
Gene: EEF2K
Product: eukaryotic elongation factor 2 kinase
Exons: 17
Coding region: 1-2172 (723 amino acids)
Biological process (GO): protein phosphorylation
Molecular function (GO): calcium ion binding; ATP binding; elongation factor-2 kinase activity
Source: RefSeq, a predicted model, not a curated record
AUGGCAGACGAAGACCUUAUUUUCCGCCUGGAAGGCAUUGAUAAUAGCAGGUCUCAUUCCCAUCAUGCUGGCUUUUCUGAUGAUGACAGUGAUGAGGAAGAUGGCUACUACAUCUGCCCCAUUACAGAUGACCCUGGAUGUAACAAGAUUGCUAAUUCAAAAGUCUCUAACUACUACAGCAACUUAACCAAGAAUGAACAAUAUGGGUCCAGUUGUUCUCCUGGGAGUUCCUUCCAUUUUAAGGAAACUUGGAAACAUGCCAUUGAGAAAGCAAAACACAUGCCUGAUCCCUGGGCUGAAUUUCAUCUUGAGGAUAUUGAAACAGAGCGCGCUACUCGUCACAGGUACAAUGCAGUCACUGGAGAAUGGGUUGAAGAUGAAGUUUUAAUCAAAAUGGCUUCACAGCCCUUUGGACGUGGAGCAAUGCGAGAGUGUUUCAGGACGAAAAAGCUGUCUAAUUUCCUGCACACUCAGCACUGGAAAGGAGCUUCCAACUAUGUGGCAAAGAGGUACAUUGAGCCUGUGAACAGAGACGUGUACUUUGAGGAUGUCCGCCUACAGAUGGAGGCCAAACUCUGGGGCGAGGAAUAUAACCGGCACAAACCCCCAAAGCAGGUGGAUAUCAUGCAGAUGUGUAUCAUUGAGUUGAAGGACCGGGCAGACAAGCCCCUUUUUCACCUGGAACAUUAUAUUGAAGGCAAAUACAUCAAAUAUAAUUCCAAUUCAGGAUUCGUCCGGGAUGAUAAUAUCCGCUUAACCCCCCAGGCCUUCAGCCACUUCACCUUCGAACGCUCUGGCCAUCAGCUGAUUGUGGUAGACAUUCAGGGAGUUGGGGAUCUCUACACUGACCCUCAGAUCCAUACAGAGACGGGUUCAGACUUCGGAGAUGGCAACCUAGGUGUUCGAGGCAUGGCUUUGUUCUUCCAUUCUCAUGCCUGCAACCGGAUAUGCAAGAGCAUGGGCCUCACCCCUUUUGACCUCUCGCCAAAGGAAAAGGAUGCUGUUAAUCAGACCAUAAAGUUGCAAUCAGCCCAGACCCUUGUUCGGGGCACGGAGGAAAAGUGUGGCAGCCCAAGAGUGAGGACCUUCUCAGGGAGCCGUCCACCACUACUUUCUCGCCUUUCAGAGAACUCUGGAGAUGAAAAUAUGAGUGAUGUGACAUUUGACUCCCUCCCUUCCUCCCCUUCAUUCACACCACACAGUCAGAGAAUCGACCAUCUCCACUGGCCACAAUUCAGCGAUGUUGAUAAUCUGGGACACAAAGACCAUGACCAACUGGAUAACCACCGGGAUUCUGAGAAUGGUGGGGACAGUGGUUACCCCAGUGAAAGGAGAAAUGAACUGGAAGACAUAGAUUCCCGAGACAAGGGCCAUUCAAAUGGUAACCGGAAACAGUCUGAAUCUGAUGAAGAUAGUUUGGGCAGUUAUGGAAGGGUCAGUGUGGAGAAAUGGAAUCUCUAUAAUUCUGCCAGGCUUCACCUCCAGAGGCCAUCCUGUGUCGCUGUGGAAAUGCAGAGACUUAAUGCUCUGGACCUUGAAAAGAAAAUCGGGAAGUCCAUUUUGGGGAAGGUUCACCUGGCCAUGGUACGUUACCAUGAAGGGGGACGUUUCUGUGAAAAAGACCAGCCCUGGGAUCAAGAAUCAGCUGUAUUCCACCUCGAACAUGCAGCAGACCUAGGGGAGCUUGAAGCCAUUGUGGGGCUUGGGCUCAUGUACUCCCAGCUCCCCCACCACAUCCUAGCUGAAGUCUCCUUAAAGGAGUCGGAUGAGAACAGAACCAAAGGAUUUGAUUACUUACUGAAGGCUGCAGAAGCAGGUGACAGACAUUCUAUGAUCCUUGUGGCAAGAGCCUAUGACACAGGCCUGAACCUCAGCUCUGACAGAACACAGAACUGGAAGGAAGCCCUACACUGGUAUGACACUGCAUUAAACACCACAGAUUAUGAUGAAGGAGGUGAAUACGAUGGGAUGCAGGAUGAACCCCGGCACACACUCCUGGCAAGAGAGGCUGAAAUGCUGUUUAUAGGUGGCUUCCAGCUAGAAAAAGACCCACAAAGAUCAGGUGACCUGUACACUUUAGCUGCAGAAGCUGCCAUGGAAGCCAUGAAGGGCCGGCUGGCCAAUAAGUACUAUGAAAAGGCUGAAGAAGCAUGGGCAAUGAUGGAGGAAUAGCUCACUGAAGCUGUCACCACCAUACUUGUACAUAUGGGGGGGGGGGUUAAAAUAUGA